AUGGCUUCAAGCCAAUAUAUACUUUACGACAUCCCCUCCGGCAAGGCACCAUGUGUGACAUGGUCUCCCAACCCAUGGAAGACUCGGCUCCUUUUCAAUUUCAAGGGUCUUAAUUAUCGAACUCAAUGGGUCGAAUACCCGGAUAUCAAGUCUACAUUGGAAAAUCAUGUCGCAGCCAAUACCGGAGUUCCCGCGUACUCUAUCCCUACCAUUGUUUGCCCCGAUGGAACGUAUAUCAUGGAUUCGCGCAAGAUUGCGGACUACAUAGAACGCCAAACCCCGCUUCCUUCGCUUCACUUGGAUUCAGUCUACCUCGAGAAAGUCGAGCGUAUAUGGUCUCAGUAUAUGAAAGCCAUUAAGCCGAUAUUCAUUCCUCUGGUCCCAAAGCGGAUCCUCAAUGCGGAAAGUCUUGACUACUGGUAUACAAGUCGCCAGGAAUCGGUUGGAAUGCCACUUGAUCAAUUGGAGAAGGAGAAAGGUGGUGUUCGAGCAUGGAACGAGGCGGAGCCGGCCCUUCGCGAAGUGACUAUUUUGUUGAAAGAAAACGAAGGGCCUUUCUUCUUGGGAAAGACUGUGAGCUAUGCUGAUCUUGUAUGGUCUAGCAUUCUUCUCUUCAACCAAAAGUUAGGAUCCGAUAUUUUCCAGGAAGCAAUGGAAAGGAGCGGGGAUCCUCAGGUGCACCUGAACUUAAUGAAGGCUGUUCAGCCUUGGUCUGAGAGAUGUGAUUAUUGA
Molecule: messenger RNA, 732 nt
Organism: Penicillium lagena
Lineage: Eukaryota; Fungi; Ascomycota; Eurotiomycetes; Eurotiales; Aspergillaceae
Product: glutathione S-transferase family protein
Exons: 4
Coding region: 1-732 (243 amino acids)
Source: RefSeq, a predicted model, not a curated record